Messenger RNA from Astyanax mexicanus (Mexican tetra), 4626 nucleotides. RefSeq names its product ring finger protein, LIM domain interacting (gene rlim). Gene Ontology annotation, cellular component: cytoplasm; nucleoplasm. Gene Ontology annotation, molecular function: ubiquitin protein ligase activity. The coding region runs from base 207 to 2303 and encodes 698 amino acids. The record is from RefSeq and is a predicted model, not a curated record. Gene Ontology annotation, biological process: protein ubiquitination; ubiquitin-dependent protein catabolic process; random inactivation of X chromosome. NCBI's taxonomy places the organism in Eukaryota, Metazoa, Chordata, Actinopteri, Characiformes, Acestrorhamphidae. The transcript has 4 exons.
GUUUUUGACCGGAAUCAAGGCUGUAGAGAACAGACGGGUUGAGAAACCAAUGGUGGGGAGAACGGGUUUAUAAUACUUGGAUAAAGAAGAUCACGGUUACGUUUUAUUAAAUAUAUAUCUACGGAGGACAGCACGGCGAUCAGCAGAGGAUAUCAGCGGAUCAGCUAGAACAGGUGGUGCUGACAGUCGUUUUGGCUUUAACAGCCAUGGAGAGCUCAGACAAUGCAGAACAAGGGGGCAGCGAGCAGUCCGAUUCACAACGCAGACAACAGCUGGACAGACUGGACAGAGAAGAGGCUUUCUACCAGUUCGUGAACAACCUGAGUGAGGAAGACUACAGGUUGAUGAGAGACAACCAUCUGCUCGGCACCCCAGGCGAGCUCACUGAAGAAGAGUUGUCGAACCGCCUUCAGCAAAUCAAAGAUGGCCCUGAGCAGCCACACAAUGAAGGCAGUGGCAGCGGCAGCAACAGUGGCAGCAGCAGCAGCAGCAGCAGCAACAACAGCCCUGAAAGCAGUAGUGAACAGCCCAGAGUUCCAGAUCAACAAGAAGAAGCAUCCAAUGGAGACACUCUUCUAGACUGGCUCAACACUGUGCGCCAGACGGGCAACACCACAAGAAGUGGCCACCGGGGGAACCAGUCGUGGCGGGCGGUGAGCCGAACCAACCCAAGCAGCGGAGAUUUCCGUUUCAGCUUGGAGAUCAACGUCAACCGCAACAUAGCCGAGCAGCAAACGCAGACUGAAGCCGAGCGGCUGGAAGGAGACCAGGUCUCUCCAGAUGCUGCUGUUUCUGAGGCUGAGCCGCCGAUGGAGACGGCUGAGGUGGUGGAGGAACCUGUUGUUGAAGAAAUGGCUGUUAUAGUCGAGCCUGAGCCGCCUGUCCCUGAGGUCCCUGAGGUCCCUGAGGUCCCUGAGGUUCCUGAGGUCCCUGAGGUCCCUGAGGUUCCAGCUGCAACCAGCCCACCAAGCCCUCCGUGCCCACCAAGUCCUCCUAGUCCUCCUAGCCCACAGAAUCAGGUUUCACCUCCACCACCACCACCUCCUCCUCCACCUCCUCCUCCACCUCCUGCUCCUGCUCCAAGUGUAACCCCAGUAGAGCCCACCGUGCCUCCACGUAGAGGCCAGAUUAGAGCACGAAGCCCAAGCCCGGAACAGCGGAGAACCAGGGCACGUACAGCAAGGAGUCGAUUACCUGUAAACCUUGAUCAAUUGGAUGGGCUUCCUCAGGUCCACAAUGGCCUUCCCUCUCACAGUCAUGAGCCUGUUCCAGAAGCUCAGGUAGAGGGCAGCUCCAGGACUCGAUUGCAUGUUCUGUCUAGGCAGAGCAACAUCCAGGCAGAAGCCCAGGAGUCUGUAGAAGCUGCUGAAGCUCCAGCAGCUCCACAGCAAGGUGACGCGCCUUCAGGCGAGGCGGGAGCUUCAGGCAGGCGCCCUCCGACUAUAAUGCUGGACUUGCAGGUACGUAGGGUGCGGCCAGGCGAAUACCGUGAAAGAGACAGCAUCGCUAAUCGCACACGCUCUCGUUCUCAGACCUCCAACAACACUUUCCUAUACGAAACCGAGCGUGGAGGCUUCCGCAGGACCUUCUCGCGCUCCGAACGUGCAGGAGUGAGGACGUACGUCAGCACUAUCCGCAUUCCCAUAAGGAGGAUCUCCGAUGCGGGUCUCGGCGAGGCUACCUCUCUGGCUCUGCAGUCCAUGAUUCGACAGAUCAUGACUGGCUUUGGUGAGCUCAGCUACUUCAUGGACUCUGACUCAGACUCUUCGGACUCCAAUCGCGGUUCCAACCCUUCGGCGGAUGCUGCAGACACGCCGGGGAAUCCCGGCACUGCCAGCGCCUCUGUGGUGGCGGAGGCUCCCGUUACCAGUGCUGGAGGCUCAAGCGAGGUCGGUGCCUCGGAAACAAGGACAGAGGAACGCGAGGGGAGCGCAGUGCCCCCACAGGCUCGAGAGAGCAGGCCAAGACCUCGGGCUCCGAUCAGCCUGGAGGAAACUGCCUCUCUGCCCUUCUUGCGACUUGCACAUUUCUUCUUGCUCAAUGACGAAGACGACGACCAGCCCAGGGGCCUCACCAAAGAGCAGAUCGACAACCUCUCCAUGCGUAACUUUGGCGAGAGCGACGCUUUCAAGACCUGUAGCGUCUGCAUCACGGAGUACGCAGAGGGCAACAAGCUCCGCAAGCUGCCCUGCUCACACGAAUACCACGUGCACUGUAUCGACCGCUGGCUUUCAGAGAACUCAACUUGCCCGAUUUGUCGCAGGGCAGUCCUCGUUUCUGCCAAUCGCGAGAGUGUUGUCUAGCUGCAGCAGAGCCUCCUGUCACAUUUAGCAACUAUUCUUUCGCCUUACUAUAUAGUAAAUGACAUUUGGUACCUUGUGAUGUGAGGUGUCUCUGAGACACUGUCAAACCCAACCUAUUUGAAGCCAUUGGAACGUUUUACCAGAUGUGCAGAGUAUAUUUGCAGUAGCAUACUCUUUGACGUGUUCUUAUAAUAUCCUCCUCCUUUUUUUUUUUUUUUUUUUUCCCCGCUUGCAUUGACUCAUGACUACAUGAAGAGUCCAUCAAAUAUUAUUAUUAUUAUUAUUAUUAUUAUUAUUAUUAUUAUUAUUAUUAUUAUUAUUAUUAUUAUUAUUAUUAUUAUGUUAUCCAAAAAGGUAACAGUUUGAUUACAUCAAAUAUUGAGAACUAAUCAUUUGUGCUCAUACAUGAGUCCAAGUGCAAUGUGAUUUAGAUGGAAUUUUGAUGUUUGAAGGAUCUAUUUAUAUACUGUUGUUUUUUUUUCUUUUUUUCUUGUUAUUAUUUUUUUUUCUGCCCCUCUUUGGACUAUCAGAAGUGUGGUUUGGAUCCAUUGUGGUUCCCAACGUCCACAAUGUUAGGUUCUCGAACAUUAACCAGCAUCAUUCUUGCUUAUGUAUUCACAAAUGUAGAAAAUUUAAUGUUAUUAAAUGCUUUUUAUAUAGGCUAGGUUUGGGUUUGGCCUAAUAAGAACCUUCCUUUCAGCUUUGGAACGAGUUUCCAGAUUAGACCUCUGAUUUGAUGGACUACAAAAUAAAUGGUCAAGGGAAAUUUUCACUUUUAGACUCUAAAAAAAAUAAAUCAUCCUUCAGGGUUGAUUGGGUUAAAAAGCAACUGAGGAGACAUGUAGAAAUUGACAAUUGUUCACAAAGUUGUGGGUGAAGCGUUUUGUUUUCUGAGGCUUUUCCUUCCGUUUUUGACAGUGGCAAACAGCUGCACUGACUCUACCGCACCAUUUCAUUUACUGCAGAGUGCAGAGAAUGAGGAGACUUGCCUACAUAUCACAGAUGUCAGUGCAAUAUUUACGAAUGGCGUAAAGUGUAUAAAAGAAUUUGACCUGUAUGAAUUUGUCGAGCUUGUCGUAGACUGUGAAUAUUCACGUUUAAAAUGAAGAUCUCUACAGGUUCUGUAUAUUGCAAUAGCACUACACUCUUGUGCCGAACUCAAACACUUAGAGUAUCAGAAAUGUCAUAUUAUCCAAAUAGUAGGGUUUUUAUGUGUAUGAAUUUUCUCUUAAGACAAUACAAAAAAAUAAAAUGUGGUUGAAGAGCUAUUAUAUCAAAUCAUCAUCAACAACAACAACAAACAACAACAAGCGUCAGUGCUUCUCAACUGGAGCCCAACUCUGAGUAUCUCUUUAAUAACUGUUCACAGCAGGAUGAAUCAUUUUCAUGUAUUUUGCACUGUUGGCAUGCAACUUCUAGUUCAGACGUCCUUAAUAUAGUUCAAUUAAGAUGGUUUUAUAAAUGCAAGUUACAUAUUAAUCCCGUAUUAAUCGCAUUCCAGGUCAGAUUCCAUGGUGGCAUCACUGCUGUUUCUUUUAUUUUCGUUGGCUUCUUGUUUGAAUAUGUUGGCACUUCACUCAUUUUAAAUUUUAAAAUCUAAGAUGCGUUCGUAUGUUCGGGUCUCCAUCAUCAUCAUCAUCAUUCACCCUCUUCUUCUGCAUUAUUAUCUGUGUUCUUCCACGCUCGGUUGUGUUUGAGUGAGAGAGAAAAUAUGAAUUUGAUUUAUCUGCUCACCAGCUGCCCACAUAAACUAUGCACCACAGUCCUGGGUAUUGAGCAAAUUAAACCCAAGAUUACAUCCUUUCUUAGGUAUUAAUUUGCAGUGGUGACAUUUAACAAUAUAUAAAGUAGGUUUCCUUCGACCUCUUAUCAUGAAAUGAAUUGGAGUUCUGCACGUUGUCAGUAUUUUCUCAUGUUUUUUCACCUUGUGUUGGGUUUGCUCUAUUAUUAACCUAAAUGAGUCAUGCUGUGAUCUUCUGAACCUCCGGAGAGACGGUGUGUGUGUGGGCUCGUGUCUCUGUCUUUCUUAAAUCCAGCUUAGACACCAGUUUCACAGGUGGGUUUUGAUCAGUGCGCUGUUUCUGAAGUAGCAGCAGCAGUAGUUUCAGGAGGAUGUGACACUUUUUUCUGUUGACUUUUUGUGUUCGUUGCCACUAAGUUCUUCUAGGGGAUCUGUUUGCACCGCCUGUCCUGUUUUCUCCACAGUCUUUGGACACUUCUGCAGUCUGCUAAGCUGGGAACCAGCUAAAAACUGGUCUGUUCAGGCUUCAUCAAGCCACAAUGUUAUUUGUAUAUUACAAUAAAGAUAUGUGCAACCACAGUG